GCUUGACCCCCCAAUACCUAUCCAGAGGAAGCUCCUUGAGGUAAAAUCUGUGACUUCACACUAGCUUACACAUUCACAGAAAGGAAUAUACGCCACUGAAAAUGGACUCCAUUAGAAGCUCACAAAUAACUGAAGGCAUACAACACAUAUCAGAGUCGGCGUUUGUGGGACUGUGUCGUAAAGUGGGGACCUCACAACUGGUGGCCAUGAGGAGAGAUGUGGUGGACAUCUGGGAGAUGGUGAAAAAUCAAGUGACAACAAGUGAUGAGGACAGUACGAUGGUGAGUGGAAGUUAUGGAGAAGGAUUAAGACUGGAAGGAUCAGAUGUAGACUUUAUGUACUGGCCAAAUAAUGUCCGUGUGAUCUGGGAAUUAUCUCAGUCUCAGUAUAACAACACACACAGACUAACACUAAUCCUCUGUGACUGUUCUGAUAGUCCACCAGGAUUUACUUUGUUAUAUUUACUGUCACCAAGAACGAACAGAUUCAUCCAUAGAGUGUGUGUUAGAAUGAAUAACAGAUAUUAUAUAUCUAGUUCUAAAUACAGACAGAUCACUUUAUCUGAGUCAUUGUCACCUCAUAACCUUACUCCACAUGGACCCUGUGUCAGUGGAACAUUUAUAACAGUGGAAUAUGAUCAUGCCCACUGUUUUGUUAGUGACUUUUGGCCUCCCUCUGCCUCCUCAUGGAUAGACAGAUGUCACUCAUGGCCCCAGCUUCAUGUUGUUGAUGAUAUAGUAAAAAAUGGAUGCCACUUUGUAGCAAUUGGACAUAAGCUAGGAAAUUAUGAAGAUCAUGAAUGGAGAAUUUCUUUCUCCCAAGCAGAACAAAAACUUGUCUCUGUAAUGAAUCACUGUCAGUUCUUAACUUACGGCUUUCUUAAAUUGUUCUUAUCAGAAAUAAUUAACAAUGGAGUAGGUGAUGAUGAUAAAUUACUGUGUUCCUAUCACAUGAAGACGGCAGUUUUCUGGGUGAUUCAACAAAAUACAAUACCUCAUUGGUGUCCACAAAAUCUCCUGGAGGGUUUCUGGGUCUGUUUUAAACUCAUCCUCAAAUGGGUGUAUGAGGGGGUCUGUCCUAACUUUUUCAUUCCAGGCAACAACAUGUUUCUGAGUAAAAUUCAUGGCAUCAAACAACAUCAAUUAUAUAGAAGACUGUCAGAGUUGUAUGAAAAGGGUUUAGCAUUCCUGCUACAUAGUCCCUCCAUUAGAUCUUGUAUUAUAGAUGUCCUCUAUAACCCCAGAAACUCCAUCUGUACAGAUGAUCAUACUCUGAUUUCUGAGGAUGGGGUUGAUAGAAAUCUAUUUGUUGAAAUAACAUAUCCUUGCGUAAUACCAGGCAAAUUUAACAUACAAAGCUGCAUUAGGUAUUUACAAACAAUAGAACAGAUGAAAAGUUCACCCCUCCUGACACAGUAUCAAGUCAUUAUGCUACAGAACAUGACUGCUAGGAUCCUUCAGUACACUGCUUUUAUAUUACACAUGGAAACUUACACACCUGACAACAAACUGAGUUAUAGAGCUGACAAAAUCUCCUGUCACAUGCUGAAAUUAACAGCCCAGUUUGGUUUUAUUACUGACAUGAUGUUCUUAGCCAUGUAUUAUUACAAGACACUUAGAUACACGGAAGCUUUAUCUAUUAUACAGAUGAUCAAGGUCAAGCUAUUACAGCCAUAUGUGAUGUAUACGGGUAGUGUAGAUAGAGAGAUGUAUACUGAGGCUGUAGGGGGACAGUCCUGGUCUACAAAGAUGAGACAGGCUGUAGCAUGGGAUAUCACACUUGACAGUAGAUUCCAUUACAUCAGUGAACUGAUACCAGAACAACAGUCUGCUCUACAGAACCACUGGUCUUUAUUAUUUGUACCACCCUUUAUCCUGUUAUACAUGCUUGAGAUUUUAUGCUACAGACAUGUAGACACAAUGCGAGCACAAACAGCUCUAGAUGAUCUACAGACCCUAGUUCACUAUGAUCAGGGACAGUAUAUACCUUUACGUCAAAGACACAGCUCGUAUAUACGGCUUAUAGAAUUAAAAUACAGAGACAUAUCGUGGCAGAUUCUUGGGAUCUGUCAACAGGUGACAGGGAACCUCCAGGCUGCUCUAUACUCAUACCAACAAUCUCUCAGACAAGAACCAUUCAACCACAUACAAACAGCUACAGAAAUGAGAAUACAGAGAGUUUGUCAAUGGAUUCCCUUAAUUAAUUAAAUGUCAGAUGAUAUUUGAAGGAGUUCACCUGAUAGAGAUUAUCAUUUACAUAUCCUCUUCUGAUUUCAUAUUUUCUUUUCUGUCUGUUUUAUUACAUGUAUUACAAAGCUAAUAACUAGUCUAUUAAAAUACAAGAGGCCCAUGGGCCACAUCGCUCACCUGAGCACCAAGGGUAGGACUAGUAUAAAAUGGCUUUUUAUUGUAAAGUUUAAAUCCAAAAGUAGUCCCAUGACCAAUCAUGGAUUUGCUAUUUUUUAGAAAAUGAUUGAGAAGAAGAUUUUUAAAGAAUUUUCCUAUAUAUUUCUAUGUAAAACUUUGGUCGGCCAUUUUGGGCCCCCCCUACCCCCGGGGGUCAUGAUUUGAACAAAAUUGAAUCUACACUACCUGAACUUGCUUCCAUAUAAAUAUGAUGAAUAAUGGCUUUGUCAUUCUUGAGAAGAAGAUUUUUAAAGAAUUUUCCUAUAUAUAUCUCUAUGUAAAAGCUUGGUCGGUCAUUUUGGCCCCGCCCUACCCCCGGGGGUCAUGAUUUGAACAAACUUGAAUCUAAACUACCUGAGCAUGCUUCCAUAUAAAUAUGAUGAAUUAUGGCUAUGUCAUUCUUGAGAAGAAGAUUUUUAAGGAAUUUUCCUAUAUAUUUCUAUGUAAAACAUUGGUCGGCCAUUUUGGCCCCGCCCUACCCCCGGGGUCAUGAUUUGAACAAACUUG
Molecule: messenger RNA, 2912 nt
Organism: Saccostrea cuccullata (small rock oyster)
Lineage: Eukaryota; Metazoa; Mollusca; Bivalvia; Ostreida; Ostreidae
Exons: 2
Coding region: 102-2207 (701 amino acids)
Source: RefSeq, a predicted model, not a curated record